UUGAUGGCAUUAAAAAGAAUGGGAAUUGUCAAAGACUAUGAGAAAAUCCGCACCUUUACAGUUGCAGUAGUAGGUGUAGGUGGAGUUGGCAGUGUGACUGCUGAAAUGUUGACAAGGUGUGGCAUUGGUAAGCUGCUUCUGUUUGAUUAUGACAAAGUGGAAUUGGCAAACAUGAACAGACUCUUCUUCCAACCUCAUCAAGCUGGAUUAAGUAAAGUGCAAGCAGCAGAGCAUACUUUGAGGGAUAUUAAUCCUGAUGUUCAGUUUGAAGUACAUAACUACAACAUCACAACACUUGACAACUUUGAACACUUCAUGGAUAGAAUAAGUAACGGGGCUCUGGAGGAAGGGAAACCUGUUGAUCUCGUUCUGAGCUGCGUGGACAACUUUGAAGCUCGCAUGGCAAUUAACACAGCCUGCAAUGAACUUGGACAAAUCUGGAUGGAGUCUGGAGUGAGUGAAAAUGCAGUGUCAGGACACAUACAGCUGAUCAUACCUGGUGAAUCUGCUUGUUUUGCGUGUGCUCCUCCACUUGUAGUUGCUGCAAAUAUUGAUGAGAAGACGUUAAAACGAGAAGGAGUUUGUGCAGCUAGUCUUCCUACAACUAUGGGUGUUGUAGGAAUGCUAGUACAAAACGUUCUGAAAUACCUGUUAAAUUUUGGUAGUGUCAGUUACUACCUCGGUUACAAUGCAAUGCAGGAUUUCUUCCCAACUAUGUCCAUGAAGCCAAACCCACAAUGUAGUGACCACAACUGCAGAAAACAGCAAGAAAAUUAUAAGAAAAAAGAAGCUGCACGACCAAAACAAGAAGUAAUUGAAAAGGAGGAAGAAAUUGUACACGAGGACAAUGACUGGGGUAUCGAAUUAGUGUCAGAAAUUUCAGAAGAGGAGCUGAAGGCUGCAUCUGGCCCAGUACCUGAGCUUCCUGAGGGAAUUACUGUAGCAUAUACUAUCCCAAACAAGGAAGAGAAUUCAAUAACUGAGGAAACAGUAGCAGAGUCUGAAGAAACCCUAGAAGAACUUAUGGCCAAAAUGAGAAACAUGUAGAAAACCAAAUAUUAAGUAC
Molecule: messenger RNA, 1066 nt
Organism: Acanthisitta chloris (rifleman)
Lineage: Eukaryota; Metazoa; Chordata; Aves; Passeriformes; Acanthisittidae
Gene: UBA5
Product: ubiquitin-like modifier activating enzyme 5
Exons: 11
Coding region: 4-1047 (347 amino acids)
Biological process (GO): protein ufmylation
Cellular component (GO): cytoplasm; cytosol
Molecular function (GO): UFM1 activating enzyme activity
Source: RefSeq, a predicted model, not a curated record